Messenger RNA from Dioszegia hungarica, 2253 nucleotides. RefSeq lists its product as uncharacterized. The record is from RefSeq and is a predicted model, not a curated record. The coding region runs from base 1 to 2253 and encodes 750 amino acids. The transcript is spliced from 9 exons. Lineage: Eukaryota; Fungi; Basidiomycota; Tremellomycetes; Tremellales; Bulleribasidiaceae.
AUGGCUCCAUACUUUCAUCCCACCGGGCGGGUCGCCGAGCUUGAACUCCCAUCGUCCUCGAGCAGCAACAUCCGGUACGAUCUCCGCCAGAGGGCCACUGUGCCCGAGCUCUUGCACUCCUCAUCGACCGAGUCCUCCGAUCUAUUCGGUCCGGGAUCGCCGCAGAGUGUGGAGAAGAAUGAGCGGUCGCCCAUCGUCCUCCGGAAACAACCGCCUGCAAGGUGUCGGAGUGAAGACGGGGGUAGUCGACGAGGCAGCGCCAGUGUACGCGGUGGACAUGGCAAAGAGGAGAGUGGAGAAACGGACAAGUCGCUCUACUACCGAGACUACUUUGCGAGCGGGGCGCAUCGGAAGGACCUCAAGAGGACGCCAUGGAUAUCAAAGCCGGUGAAAGGGUCGGAGGAGAUCUGGAUAGAGGCAGAGCAGGAGGCGGUCGAGUGGUUGUCGCUAUUCUAUGAUCUCGUAGUGGUUGCCGUCUUGACCAUUUUCUCAACGCAGCACGAGCUCUCGAAUCCCGCUGCCAUCCCUAUCUUCCUCUCCUUCUUCGUCAUCAUAUUUUGGCUCUGGGUCUCUCAGACAGCCUACGACAUGCGGUAUCAGGGCAACGACGCCUUGAACCGCUUCUUCAAGUUUUUACAGAUCGGGCUGUUCAUCUAUCAAGGCGCGGCAGGUGGGAAUUGGAACCCUGGACGGAUCGACCGCAUUACAGACGAUGAUCCGUAUGGUGCAAGAUCAUCUCAACACGAGGACGCCCUGCAGAGCUUCACGACGGUAGUCGUUGCCUUUACGGUGUCCCGCGCUAUAAUGGCCCUGCAGUACUUGAUCUGCUGGUUUCAAGCGCGAAAAUCGGGCCGCCUUACCGCUCAUAUCGGCAUGAAUGUCGCUGCUCUGGUCGCUUCAGGCAUCCUGGCGGUCAUCUCUUUCUGCAUCCCCGCGACCAGUCAGGCAUGGAAAGUGGCCAAACUCGUGCUCUUCUACAGCGCUAUCGGCGUGGAAGUGGGCAAUGUCUUUGUGGCUGUCCUGCUCAAGGUCAACAUACCAGUCGAAACGCACAAGGUGGCCGAGAGAUAUGGUGCCUUCACCUUGAUCAUACUAGGGGAAGGUAUCAUCAGCAUCACUCGCUCCUUCAGCAGAGCCAUCUCUGGCCUCUCAGACGACGAUUCCGGCACCUACAUCCAGGUCUUCCUGACCAUCCUCACCCUAUUCCUCUUGUACUCUUUCCUCUUCGGCACGUUCGACAAGAAUGACCACACUGGCCAUACUCGAGCGACAAUUUGGCAGCUCGUCCAUUUCCCGCUGUGUUUCGGGAUCUUGCUCUUAGUGGCUGCAAUGGUCAAUGUCGUAGUGACGCUCUCCGCAACGCAUGGCAUCACGCUCAUCCUUUCUAUUUUAGAGCCGUACAGCGAAGCCAUCACCGGUGAUGCCCCGCCGAUACUCGAUCCGGGACAUCUGAAAUACGCCAGCAAGUACAUGAACAAGCUCUCGCUUGAGCCUCCGUUCGCGCAGACUAUAACGUCGAUAUUCGUCCAGCUCAACCAAUCCGCUCCAUCACUUGACCCGGCGGUGGUCUAUGUCCAGUACGCAGCGCAGAUCGCCUACUCUGCUUUCCAGCUUUACGGCGCCGAGAUCCCGAUCGAGGCGACCAACAUGUACUAUACGCUUUACGCGCUCAAUACGACGUGGACCCCGGACGCGGCGGAGCGGCUGCAUGCCAGGGAUGAGGCGGUGCACAUGUUCAAUGAGAUUGUGCAGGAGAUCCUGAAUGAUUCAUUCACAGGUGUGCUGUGGCUGUUGCCUGUUGCGGGAUGUGUCCUCAUUCUCACCGCCUGCCGCUCAAUGCUGUGGUAUCGCUUCGUCGGACCUGCCCACUGGGUACAUCAUGGCUCCCAACUCAUCGCUGGCGUCAUCCUCGGCCUACUCGGAUUGCUCGAUAUCGGACCAAAGCACCUCGACAUCGCUCAAUUAGGCGAGGACGACGUCGGUACCGAACGCAGCCUGAACCCGCUAUAUCAGGUGCUGUUCCACGAGAUCCCGCUGGUGAUCAUCGCGAUGGUGUAUCUGGUUGUGUAUGUCGGGAGCGGGGCGGCGAUCUGGUUCUUGCAACGGAGGCAGGACAAGCAGGAGCGGAGCAGGGACAAGGGCAAGCGCGCCAGGGGGGAAAUGGAUGAGAAGGGACCCGACGGGGACGAUGGCGAGAGGGGACUGGCGGUGGAGCUGGACUCAGAGGCGUACCCGCUCGAACAGGUACGGUGA